AUGAACGGCGAUGCCGCCGUGUCGGCUUUGGGCCGCCACGGCAGCCAUCUGUCCAUGUCUUCCCUUCCGCUGCGAAAAAUGAGUGGCAUCUCAGGCAACUCUGGUCCAGGCUCCUUGGCCAGUCAGCCGUCGACAGUUGAGGGGCCGACCAUGUCUGUGCCUUGCUCGCAGGGCCUUCAGGUUUGUUUCGGCUUUGCCCGCUUUGUCUCCGGCCCAUGCAAGAGUACAGGCCGGGCCAUUCGCCCGUUUGCACUCACACAAGCUCCUUCCUGUCCUUCUCUGGGACGGAUCAAUCAGAUGCUGUACUCCAACAUGCUGGAGCAUCAGAGCACCGCCCUUCUUACGGAAUAUUCCAAGCAGCAAGCCAGCGGCCUGCCCAUGGAGCUUCGCAUGGAGUUUACCUUGAUCAAUAUGAUGAAGCGCAUCGAGGACACCCACCGUCAUGAAGUGACCAUCCUUGAGGAUCUGCAACCUUGUUCUCUCUUGAUUGUCCUCGUCCUCCUUUUACAUUCGUACGGCUGGUUGAACCCAAACGACAUCGAUACGCAGCAAUUUGCCAAGCGCAAGUGGCACGAUUCACUGUAUCAAAAAGACCACGAGAACAUGUGCGUCUUCAUGCUCUCUGUCUGUCGAAUGCGUUCCAUCAGCUUUCUUUUCGUCUUCCUCACCCUCACCCCUACUCACUACGACAGCCUCCUGGAGGAUCUGUAUCGCGAAACGCUCAAGGCCCACGCCACAGACGCCGAGAUGAUUGCAAUCGCGGCCGAAGAACUCUCCACACUCAUCAAUACCAAUAUGGAGAAGCGCAUUGAGGAAAAGCGCCAGCUCUUCAAAACAGGCUUUCGGGUUCUAACCGCUCUGCAAGAAGAGCUCUACUGCAUGGACGAAGCCGUCUUGACCGCCCGCAAAACUUACGAGGCAAGCAUCAAGGAGUAUCAAACCCUCUGCAAAAAAAAAGCCAAGAAAAAGGUGGCGGACAAAGAAGCCAGUAAACUGCGCUCGCUGGAGAGCAAGGCGAAGUUGGCCCGGUACGAGUACCUGCUCGAGCUAGCCGCGGCCAACGAGGCCUAUCGCGUCUUUCGGGAUGAGCAAUUUCCAGAGGUGGCGGACACUUUGGCCACAAAGACACUUGAGUGGCUGCAGACCUUUAUCAAGUCAUGCUGCAACAUCUUGGCUCAGCCCGCCGAACAGGCGCUCGAUCUGAAGAUUGAGCAACAGCAUCGUGCCGACCUUCUCUCGGCCGAGUUUGAGCGAAGAACCUUUUUGCACCGCUGCCGUCGCGAAUUUCCUGGCCGCCAGCUCUUUGAGGUCAACCUGGUGCCGGGCGACGAGGAGCGUGUCAUUCGCGUUGAUACUCAGGCCACCAAACUGACCUUGGGUCAGCUGCGCAAUCUUCUGCAACACACGGUGGAUAACAAACGCGCCGAGUUGGCCACGAAGGAGGAGCAAAUCGAAUCCCUCUUGAGUCUGUACUACCACUACACCAAGGCCGGGGCCGUGCUGGACAAGGGUGAGAACCAGGCUCGUACGAUGCGGCAAAAGAUGGAAAAGAUAUACUCGGAAAUAGAGGUGAUUGGUCGGCAGCAAGCCCAGAUCAAGGCCAAGAUUGACUACAUCACCGAAACGGGCGUGGAUGGCUUCCAAGAUGACUCUGCAAGUGACAGCCAGUCCGUCGCGACCACGGCUGUCAUUGACAUUACCGAGGCACAGGAGCGGGAAGCUGAACGCCGGCGGCGCCAGGUGGCAGGCGAUUCAUCUGACUCGCUUCUAGCGGCCCGCCGACAAGCUCAACAAGCCGCCGAUAAUUUUGCCCGCACCGUGGGUGAAGGCGGCGACAACCUAUCGCAAUGGGGCGGUGCGUCUGAAGCUGAAAGCACGCCCAAACCCCGCAAGUCCCUGGGCCUCUUCCGUCGUCGCCGCCAGACCCAAGAGGUGCAGCUUGGAAGGGGCAUGCCGGACGGCAUUCUUCUGGACGACAGUGUACAGGAGGAUGAUGAGCUCCCACCGCCACCACCCAUGACCUUUCCCAAAAGUGUGUCCCAAAGCAACCUCAACAUGGCUCCCGAGCCCGGUCACAUGGCAGCCAUGAUGCAGGCCGCUACACAUCCCGUUCCUGCUGCGCCCUCGCCUUUGGCCAUGGCCGGGAGUGCAGCUGCCCCACCACCGCCGCCACCUGCACCCGCACCAUCGCUACAAGAGAUGCAAAGUCACCACCGAGUCAGUCAAACUGUCACGUCUUCUGCCGCCGCAGAAGUGCAUUCGUUGUCGCCAGGUGGCAUAGAUGACCACGUGGAUCCCAUGGCUACCUUUGCAAUUCCUCCACCCCCAAAUGGCUUUGCCAGCGCUCCUGUCACGCCGUCGCCUUCAGGGCCCUCUCCCGAAGUGGCGAUGGAGGCCGAGGUGGAGCCAAGCUCAGAAGAGGAGGAAGAGGAGGAGCCUGCGCCCAACAGCUUGGCCGCCCAGCUCCGCAAGCGCUCUAAGGCAUUGAACCACUCUCCCAAGCCCGUGAUUUCGACCAUCGUGCCCACCGGCUCGGUUGUUUCUUCGGGCGACGCGAGCACACCCGUCUCUGCCGCACCAGCACCAGCACCGGCGGCACCGACACCGGCAGCGCCCAUACCUACCGGCAACUCACUGAUGGACCAGCUUCGGGCCCGUCAGCAGGCCAUGAAGCCCGUAGCAGCGGCGCCACCUCCCGCUCCAAUGCCUACUUUGGCUUCACAGCCUACACCCACGUUGGCGCCAGCGCCUGCUGCCACCACCAAGGCAGCUCCAGCCCCGCCGACGACAGCCUCGGCUGCAGUGCCGGCAGUCGCCCCAAAGUCACCCAAGCCAGCCCCGCCCCCACCGACGGCAGCCAAGCCGUCGCUUCGUCCAGCCGUGCCUCCGCCGCCACCUGCGGCCCGAGCUCCCGCCCCAGCUUUGGCACCACCACAGCCUAUGCCAGAAGCCUUGUUGCUUCCCAUGUGCCGGGCUCUGUAUCCCUACUCCCCGAUGCAACCCGAUGACCUGGCUCUGACGGAGCGGGAGAUGCUGUAUUUCCUGGUUGAGCGCGACGACGGUUGGGCCAACGGCAUGAACCUGCACGGGCAAGUUGGCUUUUUCCCCUCCAGCUACGUGGAACACAUGGAUACCCGCGACAUAUCGAGCUGGACGCCAGCGCGGGUCUGCACGAUCAGCCUUGCGGUUGGCGAUCAACUGGGUCUGAGCCUUGGGGCGGGCCGUCCUGUGCAGAUUGACAUGGUGAUCCCUGGCUCCCCCGCUGCGCGGGCACAGCUUAGGGCUGGCGACAUGAUCUUGGAGAUUAACAAGAGACCAUGCGCCAUGAAGUCUGUGGUGGACAUUACGGGCCUCUUGACUGACCCCGGGCAAGACGUUGGUGGUGUGCGAUCGGUGACCUUGACGGUGAUCAAUCGCAACGAUGUAAUAAGCGAUGCGCAGCGCCUCAAUGCACUCAGGUACGCGUUUUCUCCUUUGGAUGAACCCGGCGGGAUGGUCGCACAAACGCCAUCUCAUGGACUGUGCCUUUUUGCUGAAAACGAUUCUCGCUCCGGUUGA
This is a messenger RNA of Monosiga brevicollis MX1, 3558 nucleotides long. RefSeq lists its product as uncharacterized. The transcript is spliced from 6 exons. The record is from RefSeq and is a predicted model, not a curated record. Gene Ontology annotation, biological process: regulation of actin filament polymerization. Bases 1 to 3558 code for a protein of 1185 amino acids. Gene Ontology annotation, molecular function: protein binding. Lineage: Eukaryota; Choanoflagellata; Craspedida; Salpingoecidae.